Amoebophrya sp. A120 is the source of this 4227-nucleotide messenger RNA. NCBI's taxonomy places the organism in Eukaryota, Dinophyceae, Syndiniales, Amoebophryaceae. The record is from the annotation of a GenBank genome assembly.
CAACAACUGUAACUCUUUCUCUUUGUAGAGAGUAGAUCGUCGACAUGUGCUUCUUCUUCACUGAGGAUGACAAAAUGAACUCACCAGCGGUCCUGGGAACAAACAAGUGAGGAAUCGUGGAUCCGGCGGCCGCUGGACCUUUAAACAGAAGCAGGAAACAUGAUUCCGGUGGCAGCUGCGUCGGCCGUUUCUGUCCCGGCCAAAAAUCAUACCGAGGACGGCUCGUUUCUCCGACAAUUUCCGACUGACAUGACAAAAGAAGGCGGCGUUGUUGUGACGCGCGCGAAUUUCGAAGCCAUGAAACGCAUGAGAUCCUUCGACGAGCUGCUAUCUAGAGCGGAAGAAAAACUUCCUCCUUUCGACAUAGACAAGUUCAAGGAGCAGAACGCGAUCAGAAACGAGUACACUGACCACGAGCAAUCCGUGACAGACGACAGUGACGAGGAUGACGUGGAGGAUGUUAGUGCACUGCACGGCCCGCUCGGCGAAGGUGAGAUCGGUGUCCGCCGAAAAAAGAAAAAAAGCGUUUUCAGUGUUGUGAAGAAAGCGGGCAUUGAGCCUAAGGUUAAUUCAAUCGCGGGCGACAAUGAUCAGAAAAUUGUGGGGGAGGGCGCAGACUCUUCUGCCCAUCUGCAGAGUAGCGGCACGGAAAGCUGCUCAUCUUCUGCGGCUGCUGCUUCAGGAUCAACCGGAGACGAGAAACACGGAAAAUUCUACCGGGUCCAUCCGGAUCAGUUUGUCGUGGACUCCCAACUACGGGUGAAGCAACAGCUAGUCGAUGACUAUUCCGAAAAGCACCAACAGUAUCGCAACCGUCCGAAAGUUUGCCCAUCGAAAGAUACAGCAGUGGCGGAGUUUGCGGAGCUGUCGCGUGCUCAGACCCGGGCUUUCACCGGUACUUGCGAGUUGCGAGUGUUCGGUAACAGGAGUGGUACGCGAGUCGCCGCCCGGUUCCGCGCCACCAAUGCGGCGUCGUACCUGGAGAGCAUGCGGAAAAUAACGGAAUUCAUCGAUUUGGAGGCAGGACACCUUCACGGCAUUGCACACGCCGCGUUUCUAGGCCAGUACGAGUCUCUACCUGGACGUCUUUUGCCCGAUCUUGGUGUGGAGAUACGGUCGUUCGGUGGCGAUUUGUGUUGCGGGAUCAAGCGAAUCUGGCCAAUGGAGAGCGUUCUGGUGAUGGCAGGGAUCAACUCCGAAACGGAGGUUUUGGAGUGGGGCCCAGAUAAAGCAAUAAACGUCUACGAGUACAACAGUAACGCGCUUCCUGGCCGCAAAGACAUCUUGACGGCCGACGUGGUCCUGCAAAGUUUCCUGCGUCAAACUUUGGAAACGCAGUUGCAGAAUGUUUUCAAAUCUGUGUGGUGCGGGCUGAAGUCGGCUUCUUCGCGAGACGGAGAAAAUUUCUUGGACGUCAUGGCGGGGCCAAGCACUGGCCUAUUGGAUCUCCAAUGGGACAUUCCGUGUGAAGCAAUUUUUGCGUUUGCGCACGGUCUCCUCUUGCUGGUACAGUCACGUGAGAAGAAAUACGUUAGGAACUUCUACCCACAACUUCCGGAUCCGGACAGGAAGUUGAGAGGUCGUGGGAGCCAUCGCGAGAAGGACCUGUACAGGUGCGGUGGUGGGUUCAUUGUGUCGAACUUGCUAACAGUUGGUCUGUUGCACUUGUGGCUGCUUGACGACGCGACGGUCCGCAGUUUCGUACGGCCAAUUGACUUGUUGCCUGAGGACGAUCAACUUCACCGUCAGGGCGAGGGCGAAGUAGACGCAACAGGACCGACAAGUAUCGUCACGGGCGAGUGCAGCAACUUUACUUCAGCGACGGACAAUCAAGAUCAGUUCAGUAGCAGCAGCAACCAUGUUCAUGUUACUACUCUUCGCCGAGCCGACGGUGCGAUGAUGCGAACGGGUGAUAUGUUUGCCCUCGGAAGCGUACUACCCGCGUUUGGGUGGCGGUGCCUCCCGAACGGACCGGGAGGACGAGUAAUGCUGCUUCGACUCACGGAAGAAGAAGUCGCCCUUCGGUCGCUUGCACCAGCAGCGGUUUCGUCGGAAGCCGGCAAAGGCAAGGACGAGAAACUGAAGACUCCGAUGAGUCACGAGACAACGCUGCGCAUAUAUGCGUGCGUUUCCAUGUCAAAUACAGUCAUGCACAAGGCUUCUGCUUCUGAUGGUGUUGCUGCUGCGUCCUGGUUGGACCGUUCAUUGGCGGGCUAUGUCAUCCUGCCGGAUCGAGCAAUAACAGCGUCGUGGGGUCGUUCGCGGACCCCUCCCAAGUAUAAGGGGCGUGAUGUGGCGUCGCCGGGAGAGGAGCAAAGAAUGCUGAACGGGAACAGAGUGCGGUUUGAGUGGAACUCUUUGGCGAUGUUCAUUGAGCCGGGUGAAUGUGGCUUAUCCGGCGCGGAAUUGGUAGAACUCUGGGACAAGCAGAUGCGGUCGGCGGCAAGGCAGCGUUUGACCGUUGAAGCUCCCUGGCGCAACGCCAUACCAGACAAUAGGCACCUGGAUCCCUCGCGAACAGUUCUUCCUCCGAGUAAGCUAAGCAUAUUCAGAGGCUCCAGAGAGGAAACCGAGUAUUACAGUUUAUUUAAACUGCUGCAUGGCUAUGCUUAGGAGUGGCGUUAGAGCGACCAGUUUUUUGUUUGCGACGUUUUUUUUUCUCAUUUUCAUGUUUCCCACAUUUGUGACUGAAAAUCUCAAUCAGAUUUUCCAAGCUUGUGGGGCGACGCUGCGAACUCGCGGCGAACAAAGUCGAUUGGUUUCGGCUGACCUACCCGGAGAUUUUUUUCAACACGAGCGAUAGCGUCUGGUACAUGUUGCGCAUGCAGUUGAAGGGUUGCCGCUAUACUCUGGAGGAUCUCGUUCUAGGCAAGGAGAUCGUCUGGCGCCGGCUCGCGGAUGCUUUCGACGAAAAGGAGGCGCGACGAGUAGAGGAAUCCGAGAACAAAGCGACAGCCAAAGGAGCUGAGCAGGCCAACUUCAUACCCGCGGAGACGUUUGACGGAAGCAGGCUGGGGUACGUGUUCAAGCGAGGUGAACUGGGUCUGGGGUACUACCGGGACGCCGUGGGGUUCUCGACAGCUACGAAUAGCAAUGAUGCAGCCGGGCCGCGGCUGAUCAGCGACACGCUUCCGAAAAAUCCGUGGCGCUGGAAGGCGGUAAAUCAACAUAGUCAAGUCCCGGUCCACGACCCUCCGCAGGAGUUUCACAUUGCGGCCGACCAAGAUGAUGAAUCACCCGCGCAGUCACGUGUUGUGCGCGAGGUUUCGCGACUCUGGCGGUUUUUUCCUUCGGAAGAAAUUCCGAAUGUCAGCUCGGAUGUAAGAAAAUGAACGCAGUGAUCGCGGUUGCCUGGCUCUGGUCUCGUGAUAGGAACAAGUAAGUACAACGGUCGGAGUUUGCAAUUUGUAUGAACUUGAUCUGCAGGAUUGAGCAUGUACCUAACUUUGCCUCCUACCUUCGAAGGAUCUCCCUCCCCGCAGUGGCCGCGGCGAUAUGUUCUUACGAAGUUAGGCAUUUGCUCUAUAGUUAGAAGAUUUGGGCAUGAUAAGAUUCAGAUUGCUUAAUAUCCUUGAGUAUUCCACUUGCGCUUGCAGCUGGAGUAUUAUCUUGUGCAGUUGCAGCAAGCGCGUGGCUGCAGUUCUUGUUGUUUGAUAACCUCUACGGACGUUCGAUAACCUGUACGACUAUGCAGACCAGGUUGAACGGGCGCUGAACGAAAACGACGCCAUGGCAUCCACCGGCAGCGAGGCUGGAGAAAGUGAUUUUGAAGUCCAUCCAACCGAUGAAGAACCCGACCAAGGGCCGGAAAACAGUGGCAAGCCUGAUGUCGAAAAGAAGCGUGUGAAGAAGCUUUUCUUCACAUUUGGUAUAGCCGAAGAGGAAAUAAACGAUGAUGGCGACGAGGUACCGAGUGAUGACGAAGAUAGCGAAAGCGAUGACGAUGAAAAUCCUUUUGACGAUGAAGAUCCUUUAUUCCCCUGAUGUGGUUUUUAUUCACGAUAGCUGACGCGGUGCGGAAGAACUUGUUGAUUUAGGUAGGAGAAUUGUAUCUCUGUAGCAGCUUGUUUCUCCUUUGUAGAUGAUUCAUAUCCAGUUUGAGAUUCAUAUCUGGAGGGCCGGCGCCACGAUACAGAGAGUGGGCGGCCUUUCAUUUCGCGAGGGAACAGUCACAAGCACAAUCAUACAUCUUUUAUAUCCCUAAUCAGUGUAGCCAUGGAGAAACAG